CUUCACUCAGUUUUCGCGACUGUGAAAGUUGAAUUUGUGUGCGAAACAAAAAUCAUCCAGAAAGAUCCGCGACGGUUUACAUUAUUCAAACAUUGGGAUUAGAGACGUGACAAAUUUGAAUUCUGUCCUAAUUUCGCCAAGACGUUACGCAAACAACAAGCAAUUUCUCUAAAUUAUGCGCUCAAGAUGACCAUAACGUGUCCAAAAGGGUUGCUUUCCACGCGAUUUGUGAUAGCUAUAAUGCUGUUCACGUCGUGUUUCACCACCUACAUGAUGCGAGUCAACAUCUCGAUCAAUCUCAUUGCUAUGGUGGAGCCUAGCAAUGCGAAUUCCAGCGAUUCCGAGCCGGAAUGUGCCCGGAUUAACCGCGAAAACUCCGGGAAUCGCACGUAUCAAGCCCUGACAGCACCACCGGAUUACGGGACUCGGUACGAUUGGGACUCGAAUGUCCAAAGUCUCAUCUUAGGGUCGUAUUUCUGGGGGUACACCAUCACGUGCAUCCCUGGCGGAGUCCUAGGGGAGAAAUUCGGGCCGACGCGGACUGUGAUGAUUGCGACUUUGGCAAGCGGGUUUUUGACCCUUUUGGGGCCCUUGAUGGCCUCCUGGAGUUACAUUGCGUUGAUUUUGUCGAGGUUUUUGACCGGACUUUGUGGGGGGGUGGUUUACCCGUGUCUGCACUGUCUGGUCUCGCGGUGGGCCCCCCCGGAGGAGAAAGGCAAGUUUAUAGGGGCCCUCUUGGGAGGCACUUUCGGCACUGUGGCAACAUGGCCGCUUCUGGGGGCCAUAAUUGAGGGUUUGGGGUGGUCGUGGUCGUUUUUUAUUAACGGGGGGUUGGUACUACUUUGGUGCAUUUUGUGGAUUAUUUUGGUGGCCGAUAGGCCUGAAGUGCAUCCAAGAAUUAGCGAAGACGAGAAAAUUUACAUAAUGAAGAGUUUGGGCGAUUCAGUAAAACCCACAAAAGGUUUGCCCCCUUAUAAAAACAUCUUUUUGUCGAUUCCAUUCUGGGCGUUGAUUGUUUUACACUUUGGGAAUCUGUGGGGGUUGUACUUUUUGAUGACAGCAGGACCGAAAUUUCUCUCAAGUGUUUUGGGGUUCAAUUUGGGGCACACUGGGAUUUUGGCAGCACUGCCCUAUUUGGCACGACUGAUUUUUGGGUUCAUUUUUGGAUUUAUUGGGGAUUUUAUAAGACAGAGGAAAGUGUUAUCGACUACUGUGGUCCGAAAAGGAUUCAUCCUAUUUUCACACAUCAUCCCUGGGGCGCUCCUCCUGGUGCUCAACCUGACCGGAUGUGACGUCACUUGGUCCAUAGUGCUCCUCACCCUCUCGCUGGGCUCGAACGGCGCUUCCACUUUAACUAAUUUGCAAAAUUCGCAAGAUUUGGCCCCGAAUUACGCCGGAUCGUUGUAUGGCAUCGCCAACUGCAUUGGGAGCACCACCGGGUUCAUCUCGCCCAUAAUCGUGGGCCAAAUCACAGCCCAAAACAACGGCAUGAACGAAUGGCACGUUAUUUUCUGCAUCGGUGCUUUGGUUUACAUCAUUUGUGGUCUAGUCUUUUGCAUUUUCGGAAGGGCCGAGAUUCAGGCGUGGAAUGCCCCCAAAGAAAGCCAAAAAGUCGGCAUCCAAAAUCCGGCCUUCGACAACACCAGCGAGAUUACAGUCAAAGUGGGGGACGCCGAUGAAAAUACCAAAGUUUAAACUAAUUUAUUUUAUCUGUUGUGACUGUAUUUUAACUUUAUAAAGAUUUUUACACGA
Molecule: messenger RNA, 1752 nt
Organism: Tribolium madens (black flour beetle)
Lineage: Eukaryota; Metazoa; Arthropoda; Insecta; Coleoptera; Tenebrionidae
Product: sialin-like
Exons: 8
Coding region: 187-1695 (502 amino acids)
Biological process (GO): transmembrane transport; monoatomic anion transport
Cellular component (GO): plasma membrane
Molecular function (GO): transmembrane transporter activity
Source: RefSeq, a predicted model, not a curated record